Bombyx mandarina (wild silkworm) is the source of this 1024-nucleotide messenger RNA. RefSeq names its product TweedleE (gene TwdlE). Lineage: Eukaryota; Metazoa; Arthropoda; Insecta; Lepidoptera; Bombycidae. Gene Ontology annotation, molecular function: structural constituent of chitin-based larval cuticle. The record is from RefSeq and is a predicted model, not a curated record. Gene Ontology annotation, biological process: chitin-based cuticle development. Gene Ontology annotation, cellular component: chitin-based extracellular matrix.
AUCAUUUAUAAGCACAGGUGACUCCUGAUUGCUGGACAUUACACUCUCUAAGGCUGUGUCAAUCCGCGGAUCCAGAAUGUGUGAAAAAAUGGUACUAAGAUCGAUACUGGUGGCGGCGGCUGUGGUAUGCGUAGCCGCUCGUCCUGAACCACCAUCAUCAUACGGCCCUCCUUCCACAUCCUAUGGGGCUCCAUCGCGGUCUUAUGGUCCCCCAGCCCCACAAUAUGGUCCCCCACAACAGCCAAUAGUGCAUAAACAUGUAUACGUGCAUGUGCCACCGCCAGAUAACGAGAUCCCGGCACCUCCCAAGCAGAUCUAUGUUCCUCCUCCACAGAAACACUAUAAGAUAGUAUUCAUUAAAGCACCUACACCUCCAACACCGACCGCACCUGUUAUUCCUGUGCAACCUCAGAACGAAGAGAAAACUCUCGUGUAUGUGUUAGUUAAGAAACCAGAGGAACAGCCUGAAAUCGUCAUCCCGACGCCAGCGCCAACCCAACCUUCGAAGCCUGAAGUCUACUUCAUCAGAUACAAAACACAGAAACAAGAAGGUUACCCGGCGGCAGCACCCCCGAAACCUGAGUAUGGACCCCCUGCUUCGGCCCCUUCGUCAGAAUAUGGAGCUCCAUGAAUCUAAAUUGACAGACCUAAGUACCUAUAAACUGUAGCUCAAUGCCAUAGCUGAUCAAUUUUUCCCACUAAUACAAUCUUUGUAGUAAAAUAAUUUCCAAUGACUGAAGUUAAUUGAUUUCGGUUAAAUGCUCAAGCAACUUCAUAGUUCUGUAGAUUUACAAGACAACAUUUCCUAGUAAAUAUGUUUAAACGCGUCAAAUUUAAGCAUUUAGAAUAGUAGAGAUGUCAUUUUUUACUUAUUCUAAAACUAAAACAAUAAAAAUGUCAACAUGAUAGACGCGACCUCUAUUUCACGAAAAUAACUCAUCAGCAGAAGACAGGUUCUGUAUUAGCUUAAAAAAGCAGAUAAAGUAGACGGAUACAGGUAAAGGUCUGGCAAAAUGCCAUAAAG